CUCUCCCACUCGGCCCGGCACCAGGUGCCCCGGCGGGUCGGGUGGCGCGGCGCGCGGCGAGAGCUGGCGGUCACCAUGGCAAUGCGGGAGCUGGUGGAGGGCGAAUGCGGGGGUGCCAACCCGCUCAUGAAGCUGGCCGGACACUUCACCCAGGACAAGGCCCUUCGGCAGGAGGGGUUGAGGCCUGGCCCCUGGCCACCAGGAACCCCCGAGGCGGUCUCUAAGCCUUUGGGGGUAGCCGCUGAAGAUGAGUUGGUGGCCGAAUUCCUCCAGGACCAGAAUGAACCACUUAUAUCCCGUGCCCCUCAGACCUUCAAGAUGGAUGACCUCCUGGCAGAGAUGCAGGAGAUUGAACAGUCAAGUUUCCGCCAGGCACCCCAGAGAGCCCCUGGGGUGGCAGACUUGGCCUUGUCUGAGAACUGGGCCCAGGAAUUUCUUGCAGCUGGAGAUGCUGUGGAUGUAACGCAGGAUUAUAAUGAGACUGACUGGUCCCAAGAAUUCAUCUCUGAAGUUACAGACCCUUUGUCUGUGUCUCCUGCCCGCUGGGCUGAGGAAUAUCUGGAACAGUCAGAGGAGAAGUUGUGGCUGGGAGAGCCUGAGGGAACAACUGCUAGUGAUCGCUGGUAUGAUGAUUAUCAUCCUCAGGAUGAUCUACAGCAUACUGCCAGUGACUUUGUGGCCAAAGUGGAUGACCCCAAAUUGGCUAACUCUGAGUUCCUGAAAUUCGUGCGGCAGAUUGGCGAGGGGCAGGUGUCCCUGGAGUCCGGUGCAGGGUCGGGCCGAGCUCAGGCAGAACAGUGGGCAGCAGAGUUUGUACAGCAGCAGGGUACAUCAGAUGCCUGGGUUGACCAGUUCACAAGACCAGUAAACACAUCUGCCCUUGAUAUGGAGUUUGAACGAGCCAAAUCAGCUAUAGAGUCUGAUGUCGAUUUCUGGGACAAGUUGCAGGCAGAGUUGGAGGAGAUGGCGAAACGGGAUGCUGAGGCUCACCCCUGGCUUUCUGACUAUGAUGACAUCACAACUGCUUCCUAUGAUAAGGGGUACCAGUUUGAGGAGGAGAACCCCCUGCGUAACCACCCCCAGCCUUUCGAGGAAGGGCUGCGGCGACUUCAGGAUGGGGACCUGCCGAAUGCUGUGCUGCUUUUUGAGGCGGCUGUGCAGCAGGAUCCUAAGCACAUGGAAGCUUGGCAGUAUCUGGGUACCACACAGGCAGAGAAUGAACAAGAACUAUUAGCCAUCAGCGCACUACGGAAGUGUCUGGAGCUAAAGCCAGAUAACCGGACAGCAUUGAUGGCACUGGCUGUCAGCUUCACCAACGAGUCCCUGCAGCGACAGGCCUGUGAAACACUGCGAGACUGGCUGCGCUACACACCAGCCUAUGCCCAUCUGGUGGUGCCCGGGGAAGAAGGGGCCAGUGGUGCAGGACUGGGCCCAAGCAAGCGCAUCCUGGGAUCUCUGUUGUCUGACUCCCUGUUUCUUGAAGUGAAAGAGCUCUUCCUGGCAGCUGUGCGCCUGGACCCUACAUCCAUUGACCCUGAUGUGCAGUGUGGGUUAGGGGUCCUUUUCAACCUGAGUGGGGAGUAUGACAAGGCAGUGGACUGUUUCACAGCUGCCCUCAGCGUUCGUCCCAAUGACUAUUUGCUGUGGAAUAAACUAGGGGCCACCUUAGCCAAUGGAAACCAGAGUGAAGAAGCAGUAGCUGCAUACCGUCGGGCUCUUGAGCUACAACCAGGCUAUAUACGGUCCCGCUAUAACCUGGGCAUCAGCUGCAUCAACCUUGGGGCUCAUCGGGAGGCUGUGGAACACUUUUUGGAGGCCUUGAACAUGCAGAGGAAAAGCCGUGGCCCUCGGGGCGAAGGGGGCGCCAUGUCAGAGAACAUCUGGAGUACCCUGCGUUUGGCAUUGUCUAUGUUAGGCCAGAGCGAUGCCUAUGGGGCGGCUGAUGCUCGGGAUCUGUCCGCCCUCCUAACUAUGUUUGGCCUGCCCCAGUGACAGUGGGAUGGGCUGCCCUGUGAGUGUCUGCCUGGAGGGGUCCCCGCUCUGGAUGUGACUCCCUCUCCCCAAAUGGGCCUACCAAGGGGGUGGGCUGAUGAUCAUAAGCGGUACGGCCUCUCAGGAGUGGCCUCAAUGUAGGGGUGGGUAGUCUUUGUUCUAGUUCCUACAUAAUUGUAGGAAAAUGAGCUGUAUCUCUUGAGUCCCUUGGUAAUUCAAGGGCUGCACACCCGGCUACAGAUCUCUGCAUAUCAUGCCCUUUCUUGGUGCUGCUUUUUGGGUAGGACCCAGAGAUAAUAGGGUAACUGUUGUCAUCAGCUGCCAUUUCUCAUAGGGUCUCCCACAUUUGUAAUGUCUGCCCCUCCUCGUCCCCCCACUUUUACUGGGAAUGGAUAAUAGUACAGCUUCCCUGGGCAGUUUUGUGUUGGCCAUUCUUCUACCAUGCACUUCUGUGAUGACCAUUCUGGGGUGGGAUGGCAGGAAUUGGCCUGUUGGACUUAAAUGUUGAUUUGGCUCAACAGCGUCAAGUUUUGGUAGGGGUGCUCAUAGUUCUGUCAUUCUUGGACCUCUCCUGGCUGUUGCUCAGAUUUUCUGGGUACGAUGCUGCACACAGGAAUGCUGGCCUCACUAUCUAGGGGUCCUCAAGAGCUGUUAGGGUAAAUUGCUACACAGUGUUUGGGUGUUGGGUAGCAGGAAGGCUCACUUGUGGAAUUAGCUGUGCUCUGUGCCCUUUGGUGGAAGGAGAGCAGCGGGACGUGGGAUGUGAGUGCAGCAGUCCCUCCUCCUCUUAGACCUGUGAGUAAGAAUUGAGCUAGUAGCUCUUCUAGUAAGUUGGUUCAGAAAUUGCCAUCUUGCCAAAUUCCUAGCAAAGAGAUGGUUCAGUGUUACCUUGGGACUUUGCUGUACGUCUUGAAGUGUUUCUAGGGGAGAGUGUAAAAAAAUCCCUUUCCCCUAUAGUACCUCUGCAAGGUGAAGAUUGAGGGAAGAGGAGGGAGCCUCUUGGAUUCUUCUCACCUGUGCCCUGCGUGGGGAGCUCCACUAACCUCCAGAAAUGACUGCUGAGCCUCUUGCCUUGUCAUUAGUAGCUAAUGAUCAGAUUUUUUUUUUUUAAACUACCAUGGU
This is a messenger RNA of Eptesicus fuscus (big brown bat), 3114 nucleotides long. It is a transcript of the gene PEX5, whose product is annotated as peroxisomal biogenesis factor 5. The record is from RefSeq and is a predicted model, not a curated record. Gene Ontology annotation, cellular component: peroxisomal membrane; cytosol. Gene Ontology annotation, molecular function: protein binding. Gene Ontology annotation, biological process: protein import into peroxisome matrix, docking. The coding region runs from base 76 to 1992 and encodes 638 amino acids. Lineage: Eukaryota; Metazoa; Chordata; Mammalia; Chiroptera; Vespertilionidae. The transcript has 16 exons.